AUGAGCGGGAGCGGCUCCUUGGUGUUUUGCCGAUUGUGCUUGUCGCACCUUCAGCAUGAGGACAAGGCCAUCCGGUAUCUCACAGCUCCUGCUGAAAUGCGACAAUUUCUCGAGGCCGGCAGCUUCACUCAGGAGGCUGUCGAGGACUUGGUCAAAUCUGCGGUCCCAACCAAGAACAGAGCGAAGUUGAUCGCAUUUUUCAUGAGGGUUACGAGCGACUUCCAGGGAAAGGAGAAUGACUUCUGGGGUGCAGUGGAACGGAGAUACUUACGGGAUCUGCCCCACGAGCGGCUGAUGUCCAUGUGGCGGUCGGCGGACAAGGACGGCAGUGGCUCAAUCGACUUUGAUGAGUUUGUGGCAUUCUACAUGAAGUACUUCGGCGACACCUUCGAAACGGAGUUCGACCCGGUCACGGACUACUACCGGAGCAUGCGUCGUGUACAGUAG
This is a messenger RNA of Symbiodinium sp. CCMP2592, 447 nucleotides long. Lineage: Eukaryota; Dinophyceae; Suessiales; Symbiodiniaceae. The record is from the annotation of a GenBank genome assembly.